This is a messenger RNA of Onychostoma macrolepis, 1431 nucleotides long. RefSeq names its product urokinase plasminogen activator surface receptor-like. The transcript has 6 exons. Lineage: Eukaryota; Metazoa; Chordata; Actinopteri; Cypriniformes; Cyprinidae. The record is from RefSeq and is a predicted model, not a curated record. Bases 273 to 644 code for a protein of 123 amino acids.
CAUGUAACAACAGUAAAGGUUCGGGAGGAGCAAGGUCAGAUAAUCAGUCUGGCCCAGGUGGAGCUCGUCACCUAAUCACCUUAACAAGCACAUCAGGACACUCUUUCAGCUGUUAUGAGUGUUCAGGUGUGUUGGGAUCUUGUGCAGGUCAAACGGUAGAAACAUGUCCCAGUGGAUUUUCCAAGUGCUUGAGUGUAACAACAAGACUAAUUGAGGGCGUCAGUCUUAAAACAAAGGCUAAAGGCUGUGUUGCUGACUGUGCAAGUGGAUCCAUGAGCCAGAGCUUGUCACAACUUUCUUCAGUGUGCUGUGACACAGAUCAGUGUAACGCCCAAGAUGCUCCAGAUGCCUCUAAUGUCCCCAAUGGAAAGACAUGUUACUCUUGUGAUGGGAAGAGCUGCUCAAACAUAGUGAGCUGUUCAGGGAGUGAAGACCGCUGCUUUAAAGCAAAAGUGAGUUACAAAGAGCUGACAGCAGAUAUUAAAGGGUGUGUCUCUACAUCUAUUUGCAAUGGCCAAAACUUGAUUCCUUCUGUUAGUGAAGUCUUAUGUUGCGAGGGGAACCUGUGUAACAGUGCUAAGAGCGUCACUCAGAGCUUCCUGUUCCUCUGCGGUUCUCUGCUCUCCUUCAUCCUGCUGCACUGAACCCAGCAGCUCUUCACAGUCUACCAUCAGACACACUGUACUGUAUAUAGAACUUGUAUUCUCUCUGUACAAUUCAUCUUUUGUGUCCUGUCAUGAAUUUUUUUGCUGUGAGUUUCUGACAUUUUAAAAUAAAAUACUACAAAACCUUGUUUCAUCGGUUAUAUUUAAUAUGGCUUGUCAUGCUGUGAAAAAGUCAGAAAUCUAUAUUACAGAAAUUAAAAUGUUUUAUAUGAUCAUUAUGUUCAGAAGAAACAUGUAUGACAAUUAUUUAAUUCUGAAAAAAGUCUCUUUUUUUUAUUAGUUUUAACAUUAUUUGGAUUCCCACUAUUAGGAAUCCUGUCCAAAUUAUAGGCCAUUUAGAUAUGUUGAGAAGUGUCACGAAUCCGGUCCAUGGUCUUCCGUCUGAUUGCCACCAGAGGUCACCCUUUCAUCAUAUUGACUCUCACACCACACAGUCUGUUUCACAUUACCUUGGACUACAUUUCCCAUCUGCCAUCUCACUAAUCACAUGCUCACCUGAUCAUAGGCACACUGAUGAAUGCAUUGAUUACACAGCUGAUUCCCAUCAGACACCUUACAUAAGCCAUGGACUUCCUCUUUCUCUUUGCUGAGUAUUGUAAGCAUAUAUUGCUAUCCUAGAUGUUAGUUACUUUAUGGAGCCUGGCUUAGUUUUUGUAGUCUUGCCUGUUUCUUGUGUUUGCUGCUGCCUGGCAGCAUUUAUUUAAAAUAGAAGUCUUUUGUAAACCAAUACCAUUCAAAAGUUUGCAAAAGAUUUUUUUUUUUUUUU